This is a messenger RNA of Budorcas taxicolor (takin), 927 nucleotides long. Its product is annotated as olfactory receptor 4C46-like. The record is from RefSeq and is a predicted model, not a curated record. Gene Ontology annotation, cellular component: membrane. Lineage: Eukaryota; Metazoa; Chordata; Mammalia; Artiodactyla; Bovidae. Gene Ontology annotation, biological process: G protein-coupled receptor signaling pathway. Gene Ontology annotation, molecular function: G protein-coupled receptor activity; olfactory receptor activity.
AUGGAGAAUAGGAACAACGUGACAGAGUUUGUUCUCUUGGGGCUCACACAGGAUCCAAAAUUGCAGAAGAUCAUAUUUGUUAUGUUUUUGGUCGUCUACAUCACUUCUGUGGUAGGAAAUUUGUUCAUCAUGGUCAUCAUUAUAGUCAGUCCAUUACUGGGUUCUCCCAUGUACUUUUUUCUGGCUUAUCUCUCCCUUAUUGAUGCUUGCUACUCCUCUGAAUACCCUAAACUGAUCUUCGAUUCCCUCCGUGAAAGGAAGACCAUCCUCUUCAAUGGAUGCAUGACCCAAAUCUUUGGGGAACAUUUCUUCGGAAGUGCUGAGGCCAUCCUGCUCACUGUAAUGGCCUAUGACUGCUAUGUGGCCAUCUGCAAGCCCUUGCACUACACAAGCAUCAAGAACUGGAGGGUGUGUUGGCUGCUAAUUGGAGUGGCAUGGGUGGGAGGCUUUCUUCAUGGAAUCAUACAAAUCUUUUUCAUCUUCAGAUUACCCUUCUGUGGCCCUAAUGUCAUAGACCACUUUUUGUGUGAUCUGAACCCUUUGCUAAAUCUUGCCUGCACUGAUACUCACACUCUAGGAUUAUUUGUUGCUGCCAACAGUGGUUUCAUCUGUCUUAUAAACUUCAUCCUUUUGAUGGGCUCCUAUGUGGUCAUUCUGCGCUCCCUAAGGAACCACAGUUUGGAGGCAAUGCGCAAGGCUCUCUCCACUUGUGUCUCCCACAUCACAGUUGUCACCAUGCUUCUUGUGCCCUGCAUUUUUGUAUAUCUGAGACCUCCAGUUUCUUUACCAAUUGAUAAAGCAGUGGCUGUAUUCUACACUAUGAUAACUCCCAUGUUAAAUCCUUUCAUCUAUACCUUGAGAAACGCCCAGAUGAAAAAUACCAUUAGGAAUUUGUGUAAUAGAAAAGCUAUUUCAGGUGAUAAAUAA